UCGGGCGAUUGUUUGGUGUUUUGGGUUGUGAACUCGGGCAAAAGUACACAAUAUGACUACAAGAAAAAUGUUCUGCAUGACUAGCUUUAAACUUAAAACUGUCUAACGUUAGCUAGCUCGCCAUGGGUUUGCUGCUAGUUCGCUAGAACCCCACUAACGUUAGCCUGCUAGAAACCGUCGCAGUCAGCCUCCCAUUGUUUUUUUAUGCUUCUUUUCAUCGAAGUGACAGGACUGAAUUGAAAUGCGGAUACGCUUUGUUUAAUUUUAUUUCUGCUACAUUCCCGUGAUAACUUUUGAACCUAAAGUAAAAUUUGUAAGCGAAAAGAGAUCGGUAGCUUGCUAGCUAGAUUUAGAAGAUGACCCAGACAGUGCAGUCAAAUGGAGUGCAGCCCCUCAGUAAAACAUGGGAGCUCAGUUUGUAUGAACUGCAGAGAACCCCCCAGGAGGCGAUCACUGACGGGCUGGAGAUUGCAGUCUCUCCCCGAAGCCUCCACAGUGAGCUGAUGUGUCCCAUCUGCCUGGACAUGCUGAAGAACACUAUGACGACCAAGGAGUGCCUCCACCGCUUCUGCGCUGACUGUAUCAUCACAGCGCUGCGAUCUGGGAACAAAGAGUGUCCGACCUGCCGGAAGAAGUUGGUUUCCAAGCGCUCCCUCCGCCCCGACCCGAACUUUGACGCCCUAAUCAGCAAGAUCUACCCCAGCAGAGACGAGUACGAGGCCCAUCAAGAGAGGGUCCUGGCCCGCAUCAACAAACACAACAACCAGCUAGCCCUCAGCCACAGCAUCGAAGAGGGCCUCAAAAUCCAGGCCAUGAACAGGUUACCGAGGGGCAAGAAGCACCAGAUGGAGAACGGCAGCGGGGCGGAGGACAACGGCGACAGCUCCCACUGCAGCAACGCCUCGGUGCACAGCAACCAGGAGGCGGGGCCCAGCAUCAAGCGCACCAAGACGUCGGACGACUCGGGCCUGGACAUGGACAACGCCGCCGAGAACAGCACGGGCGACGCGGCCCUGGACGGCGCCAGCGAGAUCGAGCUGGUGUUCCGGCCGCACCCCACGCUCAUGGAGAAGGACGACGCGGCGCAGACCAGGUAUAUCAAGACUUCAGGAAACGCCACAGUGGACCACCUGUCCAAGUACCUGGCGGUGAGGCUGGCCCUGGAGGAGCUCCGCAAGAACGGCGACGCCAGCCCCAUAAACGUGGAGGCGGCCAGCGAGAAGCAGUACACCAUCUACAUCCCCACCGCCAACAGCCAGUUCACCGUCCUGAAUGGGUCCUUCUCCCUGGAGCUGGUGAGUGAGAAGUACUGGAAGGUGAACAAGCCCAUGGAGCUGUACUUCGCCCCGACCAAGGAACAGAAAUAGACCUGUCGCUCACCCCACCGGUGGGUGGGGCCUGGCCUGGGUGGGGCGGGGCUCAGUGGACUGACACUUCUUUCAUCUCCUCCUCCUCUCUCUUUCAAACUCAUCGGACUCAGAAGUCCUGCUUCUGAUUAACUGUGGCUGCUUUCUUUUUGUUUUUUUUAAAUGGUAUUUUGUAGGGGUUAAGGGUAUGGGGUGGGUUACUCUUGGGCAUGUACCUUUGUGUUUUUUUUUUUUUUUGGUUGUUGUUUUUGUCUUUUUUAUCCCUAUGUGUGUAUAUAUAUACUGUUUAAACAUCAGGCACUCAUAAUUUGGAAAUGACCUAUUUCUGACAUCCCCCAGUAGAGUUCUCCUCUUUGUGUUCUUUAAAUUGUAAUCGGACAUCACUUGGAGAUCACGUUGUCUCACUAAACCACUUGUUCAUUUCAAGGCAUACUGAGUGCAAAGGAUGCUCUAUUAAUUAUUAUGAUCCAAAGUGUUUUUUU
Molecule: messenger RNA, 1849 nt
Organism: Anguilla rostrata (American eel)
Lineage: Eukaryota; Metazoa; Chordata; Actinopteri; Anguilliformes; Anguillidae
Product: E3 ubiquitin-protein ligase RING2
Exons: 7
Coding region: 357-1367 (336 amino acids)
Cellular component (GO): ubiquitin ligase complex; PcG protein complex
Molecular function (GO): chromatin binding; ubiquitin protein ligase activity
Source: RefSeq, a predicted model, not a curated record